Molecule: messenger RNA, 4761 nt
Organism: Puccinia triticina
Lineage: Eukaryota; Fungi; Basidiomycota; Pucciniomycetes; Pucciniales; Pucciniaceae
Exons: 5
Coding region: 1-4761 (1586 amino acids)
Source: RefSeq, a predicted model, not a curated record
AUGAUGGUGGUCUUCAGGACGCGGAAAUCCAGCACCGGUCUAAACGAGUCCCAUGACUCUUCUGGGGAUCCCUCACCUCCCCCUUCAGUUCCAAAUGCUCGAGUUCUGAGUCCGAUCCAGGCGCAUGGUCUCAAGCAAUACUCCUUCAGGUCAGACUUCAAUCCGCCUACCGCCCACCCUCUUCUUCGUCCAUCCUCCAGCUGUUCGAACCAACCAUAUCGAAGUCAAACUCCUCAACUCCAUCCGCCCCGCUGCCCCACAUCGUUUACUCCGAGGUAUAGUGUCGGCUGUCAAUUCCAAGACCCACUCGGUCUCCAGCCAGCCAGCUCUAUACAGGCCUCCCCUCAUCAACCUCAACAACAGCAGCUCAGCUCACGUUCUCGUCUCGUUUCAUUCAUGGGCGCUCAAGAUCAGUCCGUGCCUAAUUCGAACGCGUCAUCGGCCGCUCCCGGUCAAUCCUCCUUCCGCCUCUUCAAGUCGAAAAUAUUCUCAUCCACAUCCAAGUUCAAGCCAUCCGCUCAACCUGGGCUUACCCCCUCAAGCGCAACCGGAGCUCCCUAUCUGUCGCCGUCCUUGGCAGCAUCGUCAGAUCAUGUCAACAAUCCAACCCAAGCAUCUCACCAUGAGCUAAACACGCCAAACAAUCUUGCGGCUCAGCAAAAGUUCAACACCUUGAGUCAUGUCAACCGACCCAACGGCACCAGUCCAUCACAACCCAAGGAUGAGCCAGUAGAUUGGGUCCAUUUGGACCCAUCAGGUCUUCCAGGAACUCCUCGUCAAUCGAAUGACUACGCGAGGCCCACAUCAAUAAUCGCUGGUUACUCAACAGCCCCAGGCAACAGGAUCCUGAUUGAUCCGAAUUCUAGCCGCCGCAAUUAUCCGCAGUUCAACAACAAGCCGCCCAUCCAAGCUGGUCCGAGGGUGAUGAGACUCAACCCUCAAUCAGAAAACCUCAAGCGAUUGAACACGCCGCCCUCAGGAAACGCACCAACCAAUGAUUUAUCUUUCUACGCGCAAUCUCUCCGACCCACACCAGUCCCACACGGCGGUAGCGGUACACUCUUGUCAAUCAACCCAUCUCACUCUAUCCGCCCUGUUGCUACCAAUCAACCACCGCAGCAUGUUAACCCGCCACCGCCUGCUCUUGCUUAUCUGGAGCCCAUUUCGACCUCCUUAGCUGUUGAAAACACACAUCCUUCCACUCAUCCCGAGCCACCAAUACUCAACCGGUUGGGUUCCAACGAGGCGGAUUUCAUGAACGCCCCUCAAGUACUUUCUUCUAUUCAAUCUGAGCAGCCUUCGAAAGCUUCCUCGAGUCCUUACGUCGGACCAACCUUUUCAUCCACCAUCGCUCCUACUUUACCACAAUCGUUCACACCGUCAGCCGAACCCGAUUCGCUCUCAUCCAGUCUAACCAACGGGGAUAGACCGGUCCCUGAGCCGAGUCAUGAGGACGGGUAUCAUCCCUCGGUAUUCAAAUCUUCUUUGGCAUAUCGCCAGCAGGCUGCGCCCACUGAUACCUUUGGCUUCAAAUCAGUUGCUGCUGCUUCCUCCACAGUGGUGACAGAUGUCACCAAACCUGUUAUUGAGAGCCAAGUAGCGGACCUGCCUUUGAAAUUGCUGGCUUCACCACCAGCAGGCACAUUGGACCUUGGAGAUUUCUCGUACCUGUUUGCCAAUCCUAACGGUCUUGCCAAAAGGACUGAUACAAUCGACUGCAAACUGAUCGACUCAAGCCCCGCCAAACCGAAAGCAUCCGUCCGUUCUAUACCCCCACCUCUUGCUUUAGUUCCAUCGACCGAGCCGUCGCGCAUUGCUUUUCCUGCCGCGAAGAGCCCCUCUUCAACACAUGAGACACUGUCUACUCAAGAAUCUCGUCCAUCGUCCACUUCACUUCUAUCGGCCCAGAGUGAUACCUGCACCUCGCCGCUCCCAUCCCUGGGUAGUGACCAACGCUCUCCAACGCGGCCAUCGACGCGCAGCUUGAUGUCACCCUCGCCGCAUCCAUCGACGCCUGUGAAAUCCGAAAAGCUUGGCUCCCCGACAUCUCCUCUUCACAUCACAAAUCCAUCAAGUCCACGAAGUCCCCUUCCUGUACCACCGUCUGCGGGGUCUCCAUUCCGGUCUACAAUCAACUCUUCUUUCCCCACCGUAGAACCCACUUUGAAAUAUGAAAAGUCUCUUUCACCGCUUCCGUCCUCUUCGCAGAGGCCCAAUCUUCCGGAUAGCCGCUCCCAAACACCAGAUCCACCGUCUAAUAAUACUCAAUCUCAACUUGAGCUAGAACAAGCCCGUCAAAUGAUUCUUGGCCUUCAAAAUCAAGUCCAGCAACUCAAAGAAGCUUCAAUCAAGCCGUCCCCCAAGCCGUCCCCAGUAGCCCAAGAAAACAUUUCAGAUCUAUCACUGACCGUAAUACCGCCCGCAGAUAUUACUUCCAGAUCUAACAAGGCCAACGCCCGCAACAGUGUGGCAGCGUCCUCCGUUCCGACCAACCCUGCUCCUGGACUAACGGAAAAUCUAAAGGCGGAAGAGAAUCGAGAACUAGUUGAUGAUUCAUUGAAGAUUACGACAUCAGAAACAAAUGUAAAACAGCAAAGCGCAUCUCUUGUCACAGUUUCCGGCAGAAAUCCCCAACAAACUUCCUCUCCCCAACAUGCCUUCCCUAGUCAGUGCGAAACACCUACCGACUCUCCGCCCAAUGAUUCUGUCCGCCAAGCAGAAAGAUCAGUGCCCUCAGUCGUACCUAGCCGAUUACCCAUAGCUCAACAUCGAUUGAGAGGCAUGGCCUCGACAGAUUUUGAGAAAACUUCUAACUCCAAUAUGGAGACUGCAGCACCUAUUCCCCGCCGGCAAACAAAACCUUCACUCACAUCAUCUGUUUCGACUGAGUACCGCUAUGAUACUCCAGAGUCAUAUUCAACUCAGGUGACCACCCCCUCCCCCAUCUCCACGACCCACAGAUCUAAUCGGGUACCUUCGGGAAAGCAGACGUCUCUUUCCGAGCGGAUGCGAGCAGACACAGGCUCAAGCUCUCACGGUCACUCGGGCAAGCAGACGCCCCUUUCCGAGCGGAUGCGAGUAGACACGGGCAUGAGUUCUCAAGGUCAAGGGUGGGCAAGAGAAAGGCAAAACUCCUUCCACAACGCUUAUCCCGAGAAGGCUAGCAAAUUGUCGCGAUUGGCGGGUCAGGGGGGUGGUCAAGAACCUCGUUGGCUGCCUGCACGGCCACUGAAUGACUCCAGCACGCUAGCCGCCCUCUCACGGUCUUCAUCAGCUCUAAGUCAGUCAAGAGUACGACCGGAUCCAGCCAACUCACGACCUCACCGCCAACGCCAAGCGUCUUCCUCGAUCAGCCUAUCAAUUCACGACGAAGAGUCUUCGGAAAGCGGUAGUGAGCUCGAUUCUUUAUUUGAACGAACUAGCCAUAGCUUGUCCAAUCAGGCUAGUCGCUCUGGUCUUGACUCCGUCAACGAGGAGUCUGCGCUCAACAUGGCCAGUGGGAAAUUCAACAAAUUCAGCCUCAGACUCAUGACCAAACCUGAGCUACUGACGAUCAUCAAAAAACAACGCGUCAAGCUGGAGCACACCAGGGAGGCGUUCGCCGCCGAGCGAGAUGAUCUACUUGAUACUUUGGAGCAAACUAGGGAGAAAGAAGCAGAGCUGAGUCGGGAGCGCGAGAGACUUUUGGCCGAGGAUGCUUGGAAAACCGAAGAAUUAAAUCGAGCCCGGGAGGAGAUCGGUUGGCUAAGCAGGCUGGCUGAUACAUUGGAGCUCGAAAAGUCACGUUUGGAAACUCGAGCUAACUCGAUGGCCAAUGAGCUGAAGCGGGCAGUAGUUGACUUACGGACGGUUUCCACGGCUUCUUCGCAAGGCCUUGGCUCUUCGCGCGAUGUGAGACCGCAGCCUGGUCCAUCUUAUCAAAAUCAUGCCCCUCUGAGAUCACCUGGGGCUGAAGAAUAUAGUGUUAGAAAGAGUGACAGUGGCUCCCAAGGUCGCUCUAUGCGAAAAUCUUCAUUUUCGCACACCUCUCUAUCCAAUCCACCUCAUCGCGUCCGGCAAGAAUCUGUGGAAUCUAAUAGUACCAUCUGCCGUCUGGUGACAAGUCCCCAGCUGCAUGCGUCCAAGUCGCAGAACAACCUAAGGAACCUAGCAUCAAGCUCGCGAAGCCGAGGCUCACAAGGGAUCGAAUCGGCGAUUAGUCCAAGGACGCGUGAAUUUGCUAUAUCUCAGCGGAAGUCACCUGCUCAACGCUCUGUCCCGGACUUCCGCUCACCGCUUUCCCCAAUGAAGACAUCAUCUCAUCGGUAUAUCCGCCACGAAAGACUGAGCAGUCGCCAGAUAAACUCGCGCCGUCCAAGUGGCUCCCGUUCGAUUUCGUCUGGACAGUCUCACACCGACGAUCAGGACGAAGAGCAGGCCAACUCGGAGGAUGAGCUGCGAGAGGACGUGAUCAUGGAAGAAGAGCCGGAUGAACGGAGCUCUCGAGACGUGUACUGGGUACAACGGGAGUCCGACAGGAGACACUCCAGGAGCAGCUCCGCAUCAUCCCAGGCUAUUUCACCCAGCUCCACCGUGUUCGCCGACCACCACCGCGGACACAGCUCCCGCACGGCCGCUCGCUCAAAUGGCUCGGAAGACCAACAUAGCAACGGCCAUCGUAGCUCAUUGAUCAGCUUACAGUUGAGACCCGAAGAUGAACUGUUCCUGGAAAACUACCUUGAGGAGGAUGGUGAUGGCAUCGAUACCGAUAUUGAUUAUUGA